AUGUCAAUUUCCUGUUUAACCUGGGCGAGCGACUCGCACGGCCUCUUUGAUUAUGAAUCCCGCAAUGUGUUCAAAAAGAACUUCAAAGUUCAGUGCCUGCAAGAUUCCUACCGCGCCAUCCGCAUCAAGACCGAUGUCUUGCUUCUCCCCGAGGAGGAGGCGAUCCAGUUUCUGCAUCAGCAGCGUGAGUUUCCCGCUUCCGACGUCCGGUCGCUCCUCAAGUUACAGUGGACGAAUGGAGCGUACCACGUGAUUCCUUCUCACUCCUCAGAAGUGUGUAUCGACCCCGCGUCUCACGCGGGAGUUCAUGGGGCAGCCUCGCACGCGCGCUCGAGCAACAGCUCGGGUGCUCUCCCUUCCCACGUCGCUGCGGGCCAAUGCCCCGGCAGUCCCCUGAACCGCCCGACCGGCGGGCCCUCGCCUCGUGCGUCUUCGCAGGGACGCCACUCAGGCCCCGCGGCGACGCUGGCCUUCCCCUCGGUGUCCGUGCCGGACUCCGAUCGCUCCCCUGGCGGAGAAGCGAAUCUGCCGGCGGCGGACCGCUGUGACGCGCUUUCCCGUGGACAGUCUCUCUUCCCCCCUGAGAACGCGCACCACACGAGCCGGGGUGGGACUGCUGGAGGCGCAGGCGCUGCUCCGCUCCCGAACGCCUCCCACGUGGUGUCUCCGAAUCCCUCUCCUCCCUCUUCGCUGGCGCCUGGCACAGGGACUGCCGAGCCGCCUGUCUCGUCGCUCGCCGGUUCAGGCAGCGGGAGACUUCCGGAGGCUGAGGAGCCAGCUUCCAGUCGCGCCCCGUCGGUCGACGACCCCGUGCAGGCUGGAAAUGUCUCCAACGAUGGCGGGAGCGUCUCGUCCGCGCGCGGGACGGGCUUUGAGGCGCGCGCGCCCGCAGACAGCGAGGCUCUGUCGCCUCGGCGGAACCCCCCAUCGGGGACGGCGCCGCGUUUCGAAGGCGACACGGACAGUCAAAACCUGGAGCCUGCACACGGUCCAGCCCUUGUCUCUCUCGGCGGAACCCCCUCUUCGCCUGUGGACGAGGGCGAGAACGGCGCGGGUCUCCGCGCCAGCGGCUCGCCGAGGCAUGCGAGUCCCCCACCCUCCGCUGGUUUCUCGGGGGGGCCCGUGGCCCCGGAGGCGGAUCCGAGCCUGGCUGCAGUGACGGGGAGCGACGUCCCGCGCAUCAGCGCAGAGAAGAUCUGGCUUGUCGUGCGCAGUCUCCGAGAGAGAGGAGGCGUCACGUUGCGGGAGGGCGACGUGAUGAAGCUCGGUCGGUUUCGCCUGAAAGUGAAGGAACUCGUGGCGAAUUACCAACAAGCUGCGCGAGCUCAGGAACACCGUCUCCCGGCGGCAGACGCAGAUGAGUGCGAGACUGUGGCGCCGGAACCUGAAAACCAAAACGCGGGUCACUCGGCCGCCAGCGGCGAGCCGGAGGCCCCGGUGCCUUCGCCUGGAGGACUGGGACUCGCCUACGACCAGGUGGAGCAUGGCCCCGGCGGCGGGUCUUUGCAGUCACACAACGACUCGUCUAGCCCCCCGGAGAUUCGAGUCCCCUACGCGUCUCCGCCCCUCGACCCCCUGUCCCUCCCUGGGGACCGCGUCUCCGUGCUGUCUGCCCCGUCCCCGACGUCCCCGGCAGCAACCGGAGACAGCGGAGACAGGGACCAAGAGAGCGGGAGCGAGGUGAGGGAAAGGGAGAGAGAAGAACGCCUCCGGGUCGAAGGCGCCCUCGACGCGGAGUUCCUCCCUCCCCAGUCACAGACGGGUCCGAUGCCUCCAACGGCAGCCGCCACGGACGACGAAGAUGUCUGCGGGAUUGAGAGACCCAGACGAAAUGAAGGCCCACGGCAGGCGUCCUCGUUCGCCCUCCCCGAUGGAUCCGUCCAGGAUUCUCACUGCUCUUCACUCGCUCCACCGGCGCCUCCGACCCCGCGGCAGUUCUCUGAGGGCCUCAGAAACAGCUAUGGAUGCUUCCCCCCUCAGCGGCCUGCGUGCCGGAUUUGUCUGUGCGAAGCACCGGACGAAGACGACGCAGAAAGCAGAAACAAUCCGCUCGUCGCGCCCUGUCGUUGCAAAGAAUACGGCUCUCCGAAUGCGGAUCUGGACGCAGGGAGCAUGAAACAUGUCCACCUCCAGUGCCUUCGGACGUGGAUGGAGGGCCGACUGAACAUACGCAGCGAUGGAACAACGGUUGGAUACUUUCUGCGUGCUCUAGAUUGCGAGUUGUGCAAAGCUCCAUAUCCUGCCUUCGUCGACGGAGGACGCGGCAGGGUCAUUGAGCUUUUUGAGAUUCCGCGCCCUUCCUUCCCGUAUAUCAUUCUAGAGCCGCGGAGCUCUCAUCCGUCUCCCUCGUCGCCGUCGCCCCCGGCGCUUCGGCGCGGGCUUCACGUGGUGUCUCUGGCGACGCGCCGCACUGCUCGCCUAGGCCGCGGCCACGAGUCCGACAUUCGCUUGAGCGACAUCAGCGUUUCUCGACUGCAUGCGCUAAUCAAAUUCAGCCAGGGAGCGUUUUGGUUGGAGGAUCAGCGGAGCAAGUUCGGAACUUUGGUGGAACUGAAGAGGCCCCUCAAACUCGAACGCGGCGGCACGGGAGUUGCUCUUCAGGUGGGCCGUACAGUCAUCUCGAUCGUCGUGAAGCGGCAAUGGAGCUUCCCGCUCCCGGUAUGCUUGAAGGGGGUUCGAGCCCCAGAGAGCGACAUCACUGUCCUGGAGUGUCCCCAGCAGGCGAGCGCGUCGUCUGCCCCGGGCCACGGGCCGUCGAUUCCUCCCGCCCUCACGAGUCCCCGCCACGCCAGCGGAUACGCCGGACCGGCGACCGCAAGCCCCGAGGCUCCCGCGGGGGCCUCAAGGCCGUUCCCGGUUCUCCCCCAAAUGCCGCAAGUGGCCCCGGCCCCACAGAGUUUGCCGUCGGGGCCGCUCGGUCCGUCGGUCCGUCCGCCGGGGCCUGCCGAGCUGCCUGGCGCUGCCUCGCAGAACGCGUCGCCCCAGAGCCGCCCCGAGGCCUUCGGGCCCUCGCAGGUCGUUGUGUCUCCUCGCUCGACGCUCGGGGGAGCGGCGAGGCGUGCCGAACGGCAGGACCUGUCCUUAGAGGCUCCCGGAGCUCAGGAGGCGGCGGCUGCGCCCGGUGGAGGUGAGGGCGUUGGCCAAGUCGACAGCGGCGCAGUCGGGGCGCACACGGGGACGGUCAGAGGCGCUGCGUGUCUCCCCCAGGAGAGGCAGGGAGGCGGCGCUGAGCCCCCCCGCGCGGGCGUCUCAGAGAGAGAAGAGGCGGGAGAGGGCGAAGGCGCACAGGGGCGAAGCAGGCAGGAAGCGGAGGGAGGUGGAGCCGCGGCGGGCGAGGCGAGUGUUGAACGGCGAGAGAGAGAGGAAAGAGUCGAGAACGAGAUCGACCAAGCAGAAGGCAAAGAGGAAGGCAAGGAAGAGACAGCGAAGGCUGCGUCGGGGACAGUGAAGCGGGAAGACGAGGCGUGA
Molecule: messenger RNA, 3468 nt
Organism: Neospora caninum
Lineage: Eukaryota; Apicomplexa; Conoidasida; Eucoccidiorida; Sarcocystidae
Product: forkhead-associated domain-containing protein, related
Exons: 10
Coding region: 1-3468 (1155 amino acids)
Molecular function (GO): zinc ion binding; protein binding
Source: RefSeq, a predicted model, not a curated record